AUGGGGAUCUUACCUCGUGAAUCGUCUGGCUAUGGUGCCAAUAGCCUCUGCACGACCCCAGCAUGUAUCGAGAUUGCAGAUGAUAUUCUAGGCAGCAUGGCCACUAACCAUGCAAAGAUUGAUCCAUGCACCGACUUUGAUGAACUCGUCUGCGGCAACUGGGCAGAGCGCAACCCAGUCCCAGCAGGCGCGAUGUCUGUUGAUGUUCUUGGAGCCGUCCAAUACCAUGUUUACGAUCUUGUUCGACGCGUUCUCGAAGGACCCUACCCUUCCGGCCCUGACGCUGGCUGGAUUACAGUCAAUCUAACCAAAGACGAGAUGAAGGCCGAUAAAGAGAAUUUUGUCAAGAUGCAGGAAGCUUACCAAGUCUGUAUGAACACAACUGCCCAUGAAGAAGAGGGUCUUAGUCAACUUCGACAAGUGGCCAAGACGAUCGUCACGACACUUCCUGCUUCCGGCAAUGGUAAGAAAGGAACUGUAUAUGAUCACUCAAAUGGAAUUGGCCAACUUAUCACAAUGUUCGAAAGUUUGGGCAUCGAGACAACGCAGAGGUUCAUACAGAUCGCAGAACCGCUGAACCCUGACAAGAUGGCCCUUGGCAUCCAGCCACCCACGGAUUCUGGUCUUCCAUCUACUCCCGAAGAUAUGUUUGAGUUCGUUAAGAUUGCAAGCGAACUUAUUUACUCUGUUCAUCCUGCCAACUUGACCAGAGGCGAGGCUAAGAUUCUGAUGGAGUCCGUCGUCUCCCUUCAGCUCUCGCUCCAACCGGUGGCCGCCCCAGAGACAAAUACCACAGAGGAGGCCGGCCAGGAACAGGAUACUGAAGAGACUCCUGAUGCGACUCCAUUCGUGUCUAUUACUGACAUUCAAGAGCUCGCUCCGCAACUGAACUUCAAGUAUGUCGUUGACCAACUUGCGCCCGAGGGGUUUGAUGAUUCCAAGAUCAUAUUCGAAUCCGCAGAGCUCCACCACAAUAUCUCGCAGAAGUUCUCCCAGACACCUCCAGAGGUCAUCCAAACUUACUUCCUUUGGAAAGCCAUCGCUGCUGUGUCCAUCUACGUCGACUCGCCACAGACCGAGGCCUACAACACGUGGAAGACGAAGCAGCAAGGUAGAGAUCCCGGCAGUCCUCCACCUCGCUGGCAGCGAUGCGCAAUUCUUCUAGACAACGGCGUUGGUUGGAUCGCAAAUGACAAAGUUGCUCCUCAGCUCGUCGGUCCUACAGGCUUGACUUGGAUCCUCGCCCGAUUCUUCGCCGAUAAGCACUUUACGCCUGAUGCUAAGAAGUUCACCUCUCAGAUCAUCGAUAAUCUUGAGGAGGCUUUUAUCGGGCGCAUUGGAACCAGAGCUUGGGCUACAGAUAAGGUCAAAAAGACUGCGGUUGAGAAAGUUCGCGCCAUGACGAGCAAGAUCGGCUUACCAACUUCCCCUCACGUCACGGACGCCAAGGUCGUGAACAAGUUUUAUUCUGACAUUGAAAUCACGCCGUCUUUGCUCCUCAACACCCUUUCCUUCGCAAAGUCUCGGGUUGCCAAGAACUGGGCAUCUCUUGACAAGCCUGUUGAUCGACAGAAGUUCCCGUCUAGUACUCUGACCACCAACGCCUUCCAUCAACCCUCAGGGAACACCAUGAUAAUCCUAGCAGGCAUCCAGCAAUCUCCCAUCUACAGUGUUGGCUAUCCCGCAUACAUUACCUACGGUGGCAUGGGAAGUAUUGUUGGGCAUGAAAUCACCCAUGGUUUCGAUAACAGUGGCCAUCAGUUUGACAAGACGGGUAACAAGAGUGCAUGGUUUGAUGAAAAGUCUACAGUAGGAUUCAAAAAGUCCAGUGACUGCUUCGUCAAGCAAUACGGCAACUUCACCAUCACCGGUCCUGGUGGAGAAGAGGAGAAGAUCGACGGAGAUCUCACGUUGGGUGAGAACGUUGCAGACGCCGGUGGCAUCCUGUCUAGCUUUACCGCCUGGAAGAAAUGGGAGAAGGACAACGGGAAAGCGCAAGAUCUGCCUGGGCUUGGUAACUUCACGCAUGAACAGUUAUUCUUUGUCAAGUGGGGCCAGAAUUGGUGUGAGAACAUCAAGCCUGCGCAGGUCAUUGCUGGGUUGACGGAUGAGCACAGUCCUAACCAGGCGAGGAUUUUGCUUCCGCUGAAGAACUCUGCUGAUUUCCAGCGGGCCUUCAAGUGUCCUCAGAAGAAGCCUGUUUGCGAGCUUUGGUAG
Messenger RNA from Fusarium fujikuroi IMI 58289, 2217 nucleotides. Its product is annotated as related to endothelin-converting enzyme 1. Gene Ontology annotation, biological process: protein processing. The record is from RefSeq and is a predicted model, not a curated record. Gene Ontology annotation, molecular function: metalloendopeptidase activity. The transcript is spliced from 2 exons. NCBI's taxonomy places the organism in Eukaryota, Fungi, Ascomycota, Sordariomycetes, Hypocreales, Nectriaceae. Gene Ontology annotation, cellular component: plasma membrane. Bases 1 to 2217 code for a protein of 738 amino acids.